Toxorhynchites rutilus septentrionalis is the source of this 1769-nucleotide messenger RNA. Its product is annotated as esterase FE4-like. NCBI's taxonomy places the organism in Eukaryota, Metazoa, Arthropoda, Insecta, Diptera, Culicidae. The record is from RefSeq and is a predicted model, not a curated record. The transcript has 3 exons. Bases 43 to 1704 code for a protein of 553 amino acids.
CUUGUGCUGGUUGUGCAGUUCAGUGCUAACGCGUGACCCAGAAUGAGAUUUAAAGUGCUGCUCCUCAAUGUUAUCGCUGCGCUCAGUUUCGUAAUAGCUCAACGCAACUCGGAACCCAUCAUCAGAACCGAUCUCGGAGCAAUCAAAGGAACCACGCUAGAGACUCGUCUCGGACAGAGAUUUUUCGCAUUCCGAGGUAUUCGUUAUGCGAACCCACCCACCGGAAGGCUUCGUUUUCGGGCCCCCGACCCGGUGUUACCUUGGGAAGGAGUAUUCGAUGCCACCGAUGAUGGCCCAAUGUGCAUUCAACCGGCGUUCAACAGAAGUGAAGCCUCGGAGGACUGUUUGAGACUGAACGUUUACACCAAGUCAAUGUCGAACAAAGGGAGUGGAGCAUGUCGAAAGGACGUAAUAGUGUACAUUCAUCCAGGUGGAUUUUACGUUUUUUCGGGUCAAAGUAGGAACAACGCUGGACCGCAAUACCUCAUGGACCAGGAUAUUGUGCUGGUUACCAUAAACUAUCGUCUGGGUGCCCUGGGAUACAUGAGCACCGGAACGGCGGACUGCCCGGGGAAUAUGGGAUUCAAAGAUCAAGUCGUAGCCUUGAAGUGGGUUCGAGAUCACAUCCAUCGUUUUGGAGGAAACGCCGAUUCCGUCACUCUGAUGGGUUAUAGUGCAGGUGCUGUCAGUGCGGCUUUGCAUAUGAUUUCUCCAAUGUCCAAAGGAUUGUUCCAUCGUGCCAUCGUGAUGAGCACUUCGCCUACUGGUGCGUUGAAAUUCUCUUCCGGUCAGCUCCAGCUGGCUCAAAAACAAGCCCAGCUACUCGGAUGUGAGGUGAGUCCGACUGCAAAAAUGAUCGAUUGUCUGAGAGAGAAACCGCCAAUGGAUUUUGCCGAUAGUCUCCAGGCGAUGUUUGUUAUCGGAUGGUAUCCAACGCUUUUGUGGCAACCAGUGAUCGAACCGGACUUUGGUCAGGAACGUUUCCUGGAUCGAGAUCCGACCGAAGCUUUCUUGAAGGGUGAUUUCAUGAGAGUUCCCGUAAUAGCCGGAAUUACUAAAGAUGAAUUUGCGAGUUCUGCAAUUGACUUUCUGACCAACGAAACAUUGAGGAACGAGCUGAAUCAAAACUUCAAUUCUUUUGCACCCUUGUUGUUUUCAUACAUAACAUCCCCGGAUGCCAACAGAAUAACACCGUUACUGCGAAUGAAAUAUUUGGGAGAAGGACCAGUCACAUUGAACCGAUCGUUGCAAGGACUGAACGACCUUUUCUCUGACAGUCAUAUCGGAUUCCCGAUACAUCGAUUUGUCCAAUUGGCCUCCCGCUUCACAAAGGUCUAUCAGUACAAAUUUACUUAUCAGGGUCGAUACAGUUACUUGUACUAUCCGGAUGACAGAACGCCCUACGGAGUGGUCCAUCACGAUGAUUUACUAUAUCUGUUCGUCAUUCCACAUAUAACAGCUAUUUUUAACUCAACCGAUCCGGAGAAUAAAAUGGUUGAAAAACUGACCGGAAUGUGGGCGGCGUUUGCUAAGCACGGUAAUCCAAAUCGAGCCGACUUAAUCCCGAAGCCAAAUUGGGUACCAGUCAAACGCAAUGAGGACAACUAUCUUGAAAUUGGAGAGCAGCUCACCCCGAGAAAGGGACUCUUCACAGAGCGUUUCUCAUUUUGGGAUCAGCUGUUUCCCGUGCCAAACAUAGAAUAGGCGAACAAGAGCUACCAACAAGACAUGCAAAGUUUAUAUGAAUACAGUAAAGUCUCAACUCACCA